AUAUGCAAUUGUAUCAAAUCAGAACACCUUCUUCCUUCACCCGCUUCAUCUCCGUCGUCCGCGCCGUUAAUAACUUCCCACUCCUCCGCUCUCGGUGGCUUCACCGGCGUGAGGCUGUGCCCUGCCAUCCAAGUGUUCGACAAAUGGCCCAAUCAAGCUGCUGCCUCUUCAGCUUCUACAGUGCAAGCCGGCUGGUGUCCAACGGCGGACCGGUGACCGGCCACUCAGCAGUGCGGCCAAUGUGGGUGGUGCUCCGGUGGUUUAUGCUUCCAUGUGAAUCGUUGGAUUCAUCCAAGGGACAGAAACACUGCUGGAAAAGGAUUGAUAGAAUUUGGUUCUGGUGAAGAUCCACAUCCAUACUCUCUAUGGUUUAUCGUUUGGUUGGAUUAUUCUGAAUGGAGAGUGCAAGAAUCACCCAAUGGACAAAUCUUCUAGUAUGCGUACUACUAUUUCUGAAGACAGAAGGAGGUUUUGUUCCACUCACUCGUCUUGAUAAAGCUGUACCAAAAGGAGCUGUUUGUUUAGAUGGAAGUCCCCCAGCAUACCAUUUUGAUGAAGGGUCUGGAGAAGGAGCUAACAGCUGGCUUGUUCAUCUUGAAGGAGGGGGAUGGUGUAACAAUGUCACCUCUUGCCUCUGGCGUAAGGACUCUCGUUUAGGCUCAUCUGACCUAAUGACCGAGCCACUUUACUUUGCUGGAUUUUUAAGUGAGAAGCAAGAGUUCAAUCCAGAUUUCUACAAUUGGAACAGAAUCAUGGUUAGGUACUGUGAUGGGGCAUCAUUUACUGGUGAUGUAGAGGAAGUUGAUCCAACAACCAAUUUGCACUUCAGAGGAGCAAGGAUUUUCCUUGCUGUAAUAGAAGAUUUACUCUCAAAAGGAAUGAAUAAUGCUGAAAAUGCUAUUCUCUCUGGAUGUUCAGCAGGAGGAUUGGCUACUAUUUUACACUGUGAUCACUUUAAAUCACUUUUACCAGCAGGAACCAAAGUGAAAUGUGUUCCAGAUGCUGGUUAUUUUAUCAAUGUAAAGGAUAUAUCAGGAUCACAAUACAUUGCAGAGUUCUACAAUGAAGUUGUUGCAACACAUGGCUCAGUAAAGAAUUUGCCUUCAUCCUGCAUUUCAGAACGCGAUCCAGGGCAGUGCUUUUUCCCACAAUAUGUGGCCCCAAAUAUCAAUGCACCAAGCUUCUACGUAAAUGCGGCCUAUGACUCGUGGCAGAUUAAGAACAUCUUGGCACCGGGUGCUGCUGAUCCCCAGGGCAGGUGGCAAAGCUGCAAGGUUAAUAUAAACAACUGCUCACCUGAUCAGCUAACUACAAUGCAAGGCUUCAGGUCGGCAUUCAUAAAUGCAUUGAGUGUGAUAGGCAACUCUCCAUCAAAUGGAAUGUUCAUAGACUCUUGCUAUGUUCACUGCCAAACAGAGGCACAGGAGACGUGGUUGACAAGUGAUUCUCCACAGAUUUCUAACACAACACUUGCCAAAGCAGUUGGAGACUGGUUUUAUGAGCGAAGUACAUUCCAAAAGAUAGAUUGCAGUUACCCUUGCAACCCUACCUGUCGUAACCGCGUAUUUGAUCCACAAGCUCACCCUGGAAUUUAAGAUUCAUUCAAUCAGUAUAAUGUCAUUCCUAUAAACCACACAUACUAUUUAACUGGAUAUUAUAGAUGGAGAAACUAAGCAAGGAAAAUAAGUGAAGGAUGCCAUUGCUUGGAGCUUGUUUGUGUGCUUGUUUGGUGUUACUACUGUCAUACACCUUAUAAUAUAGUGUAUUAUGCUAUUGCUAAUUGGUGUGUCUCCUUUACUAUGUUGUUACUUGUUAUCAACUAUGUAAAUCGUUCAAACCGUUAAAUGUAAUUGCAUGAGUGAUUUUAUUA
This is a messenger RNA of Lotus japonicus, 1870 nucleotides long. RefSeq names its product pectin acetylesterase 8-like. The transcript has 13 exons. Gene Ontology annotation, biological process: cell wall organization. Gene Ontology annotation, cellular component: plant-type cell wall. Gene Ontology annotation, molecular function: pectin acetylesterase activity. The record is from RefSeq and is a predicted model, not a curated record. The coding region runs from base 396 to 1595 and encodes 399 amino acids. NCBI's taxonomy places the organism in Eukaryota, Viridiplantae, Streptophyta, Magnoliopsida, Fabales, Fabaceae.